AAGUAUCGAUCAGCCUUUGCCAGAUCUUUACCAUUCGUCUAGGUCCAGGCUCUGGGUACCCAAGAUGCUCUUGCGGGGGACUCGAGAGAUCUUGCCGGCGAACGCACCUGUGCAGUCAUUCUCCGAGCUCGGUAUCCGCGAUCCAGGCGAGCGACCUGAGAAUCAACGCAUGCGUCAGCUGGUCCAUUCGCCUGAUGGAUGGGACAAGGCAUGGCAGGCAGGCUCCACACCUUGGGACAACAAUGACAUCCAACCGGGCUUGAGUGAACUUUUGGAGGAGCUGCCGAUCGGCAAAACACUGGGUCAGCCCGGCAAGACGGCAAUCAUACCUGGCUGCGGGCGAGGGUAUGACGUGGCCGCGAUAGCUGCACGAUACGAGAUGGACUGCGUCGGUCUUGAUAUCUCGCCGACCGCUGUCGAAGCUGCAAAGGUCUGGUACGCUGCACAGCCGAAUCUUUCGGACCGUGUACGGUUUCAGUGCGGCAACUUCUUCGACUUUGAGGUCCCAGAUGACAAAUUCGCUCUGGCUUACGAGUAUACAUUCCUAUGUGCUUUGCCGCCCAGCAUGCGCAAGGCAUGGGGACAACGCUUUUCAGAGAUCAUGGCGCCCGGCGGUCAUCUGAUCGCACUCGUGUUUCCCAUGGAUGGAGAUCGCGCAGGCGGGCCACCUUACUCUGUCGAUCUGGAUCUCUUUGAUGAACUCUUGCCCGAUUUCGAGAAGAUCCACCAGAGCGCGCCCAGUCAUCCCGCACCCGGCCGAGAGCGGCGCGAGAUGAUCACAGUCUGGAAGCGCAAGUGAGGACGCAAUGUCUGUACAUCAUAUAGUCAAGACUGCAUAGAAUGGCAGAGUAUCUAAGGCGGUGUACGAAGCUCCACGAGGGUGAGGGAAUCCUGGCCCCGACUCCUUCGCCAAUGGUUGUGUAUGUCCAGCAUGGUCUGGUCCAUGAGAAAGCUGCAUGUUACAGAUUAGCCCGGAGUUGAAGGCAAGCCAGGGCAAGUUGACUGACGCAUAUUUGCGCAUGAAGCGUUCCGACAUUUCCCAGUUAUUCGGAUCCAGGCAAUUCUCUUGAUGUAUGACGGAUUCUUUG
Mixia osmundae IAM 14324 is the source of this 1088-nucleotide messenger RNA. RefSeq lists its product as uncharacterized. Bases 65 to 799 code for a protein of 244 amino acids. NCBI's taxonomy places the organism in Eukaryota, Fungi, Basidiomycota, Mixiomycetes, Mixiales, Mixiaceae. The transcript has 2 exons. The record is from RefSeq and is a predicted model, not a curated record. Gene Ontology annotation, molecular function: S-adenosylmethionine-dependent methyltransferase activity.